Pimephales promelas (fathead minnow) is the source of this 6071-nucleotide messenger RNA. The record is from RefSeq and is a predicted model, not a curated record. NCBI's taxonomy places the organism in Eukaryota, Metazoa, Chordata, Actinopteri, Cypriniformes, Leuciscidae.
CACAUUCAGUGUUUCAAGCGUAUCGAUUCCUGUUCGUGCUGGAGAGAUUUCGCUUUCAGCUCCGCGCGCUGAUGCUGGAGCGUGUUAUCGAGUGCGGAACUGCCGCGGUUCAUCAACAACAACAUGAAUUCUAACCCUAAAUAAAUGGUUACCGGUCACGGGAGUGGGGGAAAGCUACUUUGGUUACUGUCACCGGCGCUUAAAAUCCCUAGACGGGUGAAGAGAGAAACGCAACUGGGAGUUUUAAGCGUUUAACGUUAGUUGACAGGUGGACCAAUGCCGCCAGUUCAGAGAACUAUGUCGGAUCUCCGUUCCCGUGCUGAAGGUUAUGAAAAGACCGAAGACACUUCAGAGAAGACUUCUCUAGCAGACCAGGAAGAUUCCAGAUUAAUAUUCCUCAAUCAGCCCCAGUUUACCAAAUUCUGCAAUAACCGUGUCAGCACUGCAAAGUACAACGUUCUUACGUUCCUGCCUCGGUUCCUGUACUCUCAGUUCAGAAGAGCAGCCAACUCCUUCUUCCUCUUCAUCGCACUUCUGCAGCAAAUCCCUGAUGUGUCACCAACAGGGCGAUGGACAACACUUGUGCCGUUACUCUUCAUUUUGGUGGUGGCAGCAGUGAAGGAGAUUAUAGAAGACCUGAAGCGUCACAAAGCUGAUAAUGUUGUUAACAAGAAAGAAACACAAGUAUUGAGGAACGGCGCUUGGGAGAUUGUACAUUGGGAGAAGGUUAUGGUUGGAGACAUAGUUAAAGUUAAUGGCAAAGAUUUCAUACCAGCAGAUGCAAUACUGCUGUCGUCCAGUGAACCUCAAGGAAUGUGCUACAUUGAGACCUCAAAUCUGGAUGGAGAAACUAAUCUCAAGAUCAGACAGGGUCUGCAGAUCACUGCUGACAUUAAGGACAUUGACAGUCUGAUGCGUAUCUCCGGACGGAUGGAAUGUGAGAGUCCCAACAGACACCUCUAUGAGUUUGUGGGCAAUAUUCGCCUGGAUGGACACAGCACUCUACCACUGGGCCCUGAUCAGAUCUUGCCGCGAGGAGCUCAACUCAGGAACACACAGUGGGUGCACGGUAUCGUGGUCUACACAGGGCACGACACCAAACUCAUGCAGAACUCCACACGCCCGCCUCUGAAGCUUUCCAAUGUGGAGCGCAUCACCAACUUUCAGAUCCUCGUGCUUUUCGGCUGUCUCUUGGCCAUCUCGUUGGUUUGCUCCAUCGGCCAGACCAUCUGGAAGUAUCAGUACGGCAAUGACGCCUGGUACAUGGAUCUCAACUCUCCAGAUGGUGGAGCAGCUAAUUUUGGCCUGAACUUCCUCACCUUCAUCAUCCUCUUCAACAACCUGAUUCCCAUCAGUCUUCUGGUGACUCUAGAGGUCAUCAAGUUCGUCCAGGCUUUCUUCAUCAACUGGGACACUGACAUGCUGUAUGAAGCCACCAACACACCAGCUAUGGCCCGGACAUCAAACCUGAAUGAGGAGUUGGGACAGGUUAAGUACAUCUUUUCGGACAAGACGGGCACCCUGACCUGCAACGUCAUGCAGUUUAAGAAGUGCACGAUUGCAGGCGUGGCCUACGGUCAUGCAGCUGAAGUUGAGGAUGGUAGUUUUGCGGAGGAGGACUGUCACAGCACUCAGUCCGCAGAGGAAGCUGGAUUUAAUGACCCCAGCUUACUGGAAAACCUCCAAAGUAAUCAUCCCACUGCUCCAGUCAUUAAAGAUUUCAUGACCAUGAUGGCUAUCUGUCACACGGCUGUCCCUGAACGCACCGACAACACGAUCACCUACCAGGCUGCUUCCCCAGAUGAAGGUGCAUUGGUUCGGGCAGCAGAAAACCUGGGUUUCGUGUUCACUGGGAGAACUCCAGACUGUGUUAUUGUGGAGUCGCUUGGAGGGGAGGAGAAAUAUGAAUUGUUGCACGUUUUGGAGUUCACAAGUACCAGGAAGAGGAUGUCAGUCAUUAUGCGGAUUCCAUCAGGAAAGAUCCGCCUUUAUUGCAAAGGGGCUGACACUGUGAUCUAUGAGCGAUUAGCAGACAGCUCCAGAUACAAGGACAUCACCUUGAAACACCUGGAACAGUUUGCCACAGAGGGUCUGCGCACACUGUGUUUCGCUGUGGCCGACAUCUCAGAGUCGUCCUACCAACAGUGGCUCGAGGUUUAUCAUCGCGCCUCAACGUCUCUCCAAAACAGGGCACUCAAGAUGGAGGAAAGCUAUGAACUGAUUGAAAAGAACCUGCAGUUGUUGGGGGCCACAGCCAUUGAAGACAAACUUCAAGACAAAGUACCAGAGACCAUCGAGACCCUCAUGAAAGCCGACAUUAAGAUCUGGAUCCUGACUGGAGACAAACAGGAGACCGCCAUCAACAUAGGACACUCCUGCAAACUGCUCACGAAGAACAUGGGCAUGCUGGUGAUAAACGAGGACACCCUGGAUGGUACCAGGGAGACCCUUAGCCAUCACUGCGGCAUUCUGGGAGAUGCUCUGCACAAGGAAAACGACUUCGCUCUCAUCAUAGAUGGGAAGACGCUGAAGUACGCCCUCACUUUCGGGGCACGGCAGUAUUUCCUGGAUUUGGCUCUUUCCUGCAAGGCUGUGAUAUGCUGCAGGGUUUCGCCUCUGCAGAAGUCUGAGGUGGUUGAGAUGGUGAAGAAACAGGUGAAAGUGAUCACUCUGGCCAUUGGCGAUGGAGCCAAUGAUGUGGGCAUGAUCCAGACUGCCCAUGUGGGUGUUGGCAUCUCUGGAAAUGAAGGACUACAGGCUGCCAACUCAUCAGACUACUCUAUUGCACAGUUCAAGUACUUGAAGAAUCUUCUGCUGGUUCACGGUGCUUGGAAUUACAACCGCGUUGCCAAGUGCAUCCUGUAUUGCUUUUACAAGAACAUUGUGCUGUACAUCAUUGAGAUCUGGUUCGCGUUUGUGAACGGCUUCUCCGGUCAGAUUCUCUUUGAGCGCUGGUGUAUCGGCCUGUACAACGUGAUCUUUACGGCUUUGCCUCCUCUGACCCUUGGCAUCUUCGAGCGCUCCUGCAGGAAAGAGAACAUGCUCAAAUACCCUGAACUCUACAAAACCUCCCAGAAUGCAAUGGGCUUUAACACCAAGGUCUUCUGGGCUCAUUGUCUGAACGGCCUGUUUCACUCAGUCAUUCUCUUCUGGUUCCCCCUGAAGGCCUUCCAACAUGAUACCGUCUUUGGAAACGGAAAGACACCAGACUAUCUCCUCUUAGGCAACAUGGUUUAUACAUUUGUUGUGAUCACGGUGUGUCUGAAGGCUGGGCUGGAGACGUCGUCCUGGACCAUGUUCAGCCACAUUGCCAUCUGGGGCAGCAUUGGAUUGUGGGUAGUCUUCUUUGGCAUCUACUCCUCUCUCUGGCCUCUGAUUCCUCUUGCCCCGGAUAUGUCAGGAGAGGCGGACAUGAUGUUCAGUUCAGGAGUAUUCUGGAUGGGUCUGAUCUUUAUUCCCAUCACCUCUCUGGUGUUUGAUGUGGCCUACAAAGUUAUGAAAAGGUUGUGCUUUAAGACCCUGGUUGAUGAGGUGCAGGAGUUGGAGGCGCUUUCCAAAGAUCCAGGAGCUGUGGUGCAUGGGAAGAGUUUGACCGAGAGAGCCCAGCUCCUGAAGAACGUCUUUAAGAAGAGCACUGUCAGUCUGUACCGGUCCGACUCCAUGCAGCAGAAUCUACUCCAUGGCUACGCAUUCUCACAGGAUGAGAACGGAGUGCUCUCCCAGUCUGAGGUCAUCAGAGCCUAUGACACCACCAAGCAGCGGACCAAUGAGUGGUGAGAUCCGGCUCGCUGGACCCCGCCCCCUCUCAGCGGUCACUCGACUUUUUAAAGGCUGACAGAAAGCGGAAGCCUGUCAGUUUAACUUUGGCCAGCCUAGGGCACCCUGGGCAACAACGGAUAGGACAAAUGAAGCGGUAUGAGAAAGAGAAAAUCAAGUUUUGUUGUGCUGUAGUUGUAUGUUCGACAGCACACACUAGCACUGUGCUAGCAUAUUUUUGCCCAGCCUGCGGUCAGUAUGGUUUCUGAUCUGUCAAACAGAGGAGAAGAGCAUCAAAAAUCGACUCUCCUCUCUCCUAUGAGUGUUACAGCCAAAAAUGUGUUGUUGGGGGUGGUGAUAACUUUUGUGGUAAUGGUCUUUGACUGUGACUUCCUAAUCAUUAAUGGCACAUAAACACUCCCUUUUGGUUUUUUAAUGUUUCGGUAUUUUAUUUGCAUCAACAAUAACAAAAAGACCUAUCCCAGAUCACUGGAAACUUUCAAAGAACAUUAUGAAUGCAGUCCCUGUUUUAAAAACAAUAUGUAUUUAGAAAUAAUAAUUAGGGGUUAACCGGUUGUUUUUACACUCCUCAAAUGCUUUCUGCACUAAUGAAAACUGUUUUUUAUUAUUUAUUUAUUUUUAGAUUCAUCUUAACUCUCAUGUACCAAGGCCUUACAUUUGUUGUUGCCUUCAGCCAAUUAUUGGGAAUAUAUUUAGUUUUUGAUUUGUUUAGAUUUUGGCUUUAUCGUGCCUGAUUCUUCAGACCUUUUUAGCUUGCACGUUUUAGCGUUAGUUUUUACUUUAGUUUAGCAGCGUUUCAAUGGCUUUCUUGAACACGUUUCUGCAUUCCACGUCUUACACGGCUGCAAUGAUCACAAAGGUGCCUAACAGGAACUCUCCUUUUUUCCCCAGUGAGAUAAUAUUUUCCGAGUCUCUAUCUAGGCAGCGUUGUGCACGUUAGACCAAAAUACUGAUGUAUCAGGCUGCUACGCGAGCGUAAUGAACCUCGGCCCCGCUUAUGCGUCCAGCUCCUCGAGUGAAUCUCUUUUAGACCAUCAGACGUUCACCAUAAUGUUUAUUUGACUUAGAACACAGUGAUAAUCCCUCAAGUAUAAGUGCCAUUCGCAUAGAGGAGGAACGGAGGAUUUCGCCAGACCCACACAGUAUCGAUCCAACUUUGUCUGUAUAGUUAUUUUGUGAAUUUGUAUUUUUAUAUUGGACUGAGUGUGACUUUUUUGGACUGAUCUGCUUUGUAAUGAAAACGUCGUCCCUCUUUUUUUUGUGGUUCUCCUUCAGAAACUGGUCGUGGUUCAUGAGCUUACGUCGCCUGUGACUUCAACUGUCUUGUUCGUGCGUUGGUUUUCUUCUCCCUGUGGGAGAGCACGUUUUGUAUAGUGCGUCUGCGCAACGUGUGUCGUCUGCAUGUGCAUGUGUGCUGCGUGACUGCGUGAGAGUUUGUGUUCCCGUCGGUAUGCAUGUCCGUUUAACUGUAUUACAAUAGUUCUCAAGAGAUUUGAAUGAGGAUGUGCGUGUGUGUGUGUGUGAUGUCCUCUUUGUCCGGUUGUAUGAUGCUGCUUGUUUCGUCCGUCUGCACGACUCCAGGUAUACUAACGGUGAGCUGUAUGCCAUUGCAUGGCCCUGUACAUCAGCAGGCGUGUGUGUGUGUGUGUGUGUGUGUGCGUGCUGGUGUGUAUGAAGCUCUGCUAAAGCUUGACCAGAGAUGUUGCACAAUGCACUCUUUUAUCUUUUAUGUGAUGAAUAUUCUCUUUAUGUAGUUCAUAUCAGUUGCAGUAUUAUUUAUCUGGAUGGAUGUACUGUACGUGUUCUUAAUUUAGUUUCAGAUCUCAGUGUAACUCUUCUUCUUCAAGCCGAAACGUCUUUUAUUUAACUCAACAAGAAUACAUUAAUGGCUCUGUGCAUUUCGCUCCUUAAGCUGUGCUUUUUUCUGUGGGUCAUCAUCCGACUCGAACACUGGAAAUAUGAUGUGACGUUGGUUAAAGGCUUGGACUGUUGCUUUCCGAAUUUCCCGUCUGUCAAAGUGACUGAUUGCAUGAAUGGAAAAGUUGUUCUUGGUUUAGCCUAAAUGUUAAUCGUACGCUGAAUCUCUCUAGUGUUGGUCACUUUAAAGAAUGAAAAUGCACUUUGAUAUGGUUUUGAAGUCUCUAUUGGGUGUUUUCCUUUUUUGUUUUCUUUUGGAUCUUUUUCUUUUGUCUUUUUGUUAAAUGAUUGUUUAGCAUGUUGGAACUGCAAACUUUUAAGUGUUUUGUCUUUUAACUGCCAUGAAGGACUACUGAAAUAAACUUUACAACUGAAGA